Trifolium pratense (red clover) is the source of this 2727-nucleotide messenger RNA. RefSeq lists its product as uncharacterized. The transcript has 4 exons. Lineage: Eukaryota; Viridiplantae; Streptophyta; Magnoliopsida; Fabales; Fabaceae. The record is from RefSeq and is a predicted model, not a curated record. Bases 285 to 2624 code for a protein of 779 amino acids.
UCAUAGAUUCAUAGUUGAUUAUUUAUUUGCCUUUUUUAUCAGUAUUUUUCAAUUUGAAAUUAUUUUUGUCCCCACCAAGAGAGGGAACCCUAUUACGUUGCCACGCCACGCUACCCAAACAGGAAACACCCAAACUCCACACUCUUCUCUUCCUCCAUAAAAGGGCGCCAUUUGCUUUUUCUUAUUUCUCUCUUUCUCUCAUUUUCAAAUCACAAUUCACAAACAUUCUCAUUUCUAAAACCUCUUUUCCCUUUCCUCUCUUCAAAACCCUAAUCACUUCCACAAUGCUCCCUCACUCCUACACCUUAGAUUCCCUCACCAAAUCCCAAGAACUCUUAUCAUCCAUCCAAUCCGCCACCUCACCUUCUCAAAUAACCACCGUCUGCACUUCCAUUCAAACUUUCCUACACACUCACUCACCCGAUCAAACCCGUCACUUCUUCUCCCUCGCUUUCCCAACCCUAAUCUGUAACAUCUUCGGUUUCGAAAAUCCACGCGCCGCUUCACCUUCAUCUAACGGUUGGAUCAACAUCCCCGAACUCGAUAAAACCCUAUUCUCUCUCCUCUCCCCUACCGGAACCCUCGCAACCGCUAUCUCCGCCGUCGACCGUCUUUCUCUUGUUAAAUACCUUUUCCCCGCCGAACGUCUUCCUCUCUGGUCACGUUCACUCUCCGAUAAACAUAAUCUCUCCGAUCUCUGUCCUUCACUUUUCACUUCUUCGUCUUCCUCUUCGCAAAUUCAGCUCAAUGUUUUUCAAUACUUCUUUUUCUGGUUCGCUUAUUAUUCAGUCUCCAAGGGCAAUUCCGGUAAUUCAAAUUCAAAUUCCGAUUCUAAUUCCGAUCAAGUUUCCGUCAAGAGCAGCGCAGUCAAAUUCAGGUUAGAAAACUGGACCGCUUCAAUUCCACGUUUCUCCGCCUCAAAACGCCACGUGUCAGACCAAAAACCUAACUGUAAUCUCUACACGCGUCUUCUCUACGCGUAUCUUCGCGAAAAUGUUCCUACAUGUGAUUUAUCGUCUCAUCAACCCUACCGGAGCUCGAUUCUUCACUACGGUUCCGGUCAUGAUGCAGCCGUUGCGGCUCGAGCUGAGUUUGUUGUGAACACGCUGAUUCAUUUCUGGCUUGUUGACAAUGAUUUCUCGCCGUUUCCUGUGAGUGUUUGUAAGGCGCUCGGCGUUUCGUUUCCGUUCGGAGAAAUGCCUCCUUCUCCGGGGUUAGGUGAAGUUGUGAAGCUGUUUGUGAGGUAUUUGGGUUUGAGUACUGUGAGUGCGUUUCGCGAGAAUGGGGAUUUUGGUUAUAGUUCUAGUCCUAGGUGGAGGACUAUGGAGGUUUCGAAGAAUAAGGAUUUAGGUUAUGGGUGUUGGAAUCAAUGUUUGCAGAGACCUUUGUAUAGGUUUUUGUUAAGGACAUUGUUGUUUUGUCCGAUGGCUGCUUCGGUUAAGAAUGUUUCUCAGGUGUUUUAUGUUUGGAUUAGUUAUUUGGAGCCUUGGAGUAUUAAGGGUGAUGAGUUUUCGGAGCUUGAUGCAAUGAAUGGUGAAAAAUUGGAUAGUUCUGUUUCUGAAAAUGGAAGUGCUGGUGUUUGUGGUGGUUUUACGCCGCGUUGGCAGGAUUAUGUGCUCUCUAAUUAUCUGUAUUAUACUUCAUUGGUUAUGCAUUUUAUUGGGUUUGCUCACAGGUUUCUUCAUAGUGAUGUUGAAAUUGUAGUCCAGAUGGUGCUCAAGGUGUUAGACACGUUGACAUCAUCCAAAGAGCUCUUAGACCUUUUGAAGAAUGUAGAUACCCUUUUCCAUUCCAAGCAGGCCGGCUCAGGCAAACCAAUGUUGAAUAACUUGUUCAGAUAUGUUCCUAUCAUCCGUGAACAGUUGCAGGACUGGGAAGAUGGUUUGUGUGAGACUGAUGUUGAUGGUUCAUUCUUGCAUGAUAAUUGGAACAAAGAUUUGCGACUGUUUGCUGAUGGUGAGGAUGGUGGACAACAGCUCCUUCAGUUAUUUAUAUUGCGUGCUGAAGCCGAGUUACAAGCUAUAUCUGGUAAUAAUGUUACAUCCAGCCUUCAAUGCAUUGAUUCAUUGAAGGCGAAGUUAGGGUGUUUAUUUGAUGGGAAGACUAUAAAUCUAUCUCCAACCUUCCCAGAACCAAUGCAGCCUCAGCAAUCACGCGAUGAGAUAUUCAAGCCAAGAAGAGCUGGCAAUCGUGUGUGUAUGGAUGUUAAAUACAAAGGCGAUUGGAUGAGGCGUCCCAUAUCGAGCGACGAGAUUGCAUGGCUUGCAAAAGUGCUUGUUUGGUUGUCUGAUUGGUUGAAUGAGAAUCUUGGAUUAAAUCAAGGAGUGGCCAAUCUUGGAUUAAACCAAACAGACAGCAGUAAGUCAAACUCCUCGUGUUCCUAUGUGGAAGUAUCGACUGAUGAUGCCCAUAUAUGGGGUCCUUCAGAGGCCCUGAAGGCUUUUCUCUGUACAAUUUGUUCUUGGGUUCUCUUUGUGGGUGCUGCUUCUCUGGGUUUCAUGCGAAGAUAUGGUCUGAGGGUGAAUCUAAGGAUACUAGCCUCGAAGAAAGUUGUAAUGGUUUUUGUUUUAUAUGCUGUUUUCAAUUUAGUGAAGAAAUCCUUUCGAGCAAUCCAUAACAUGUAGGAGUAUACAUUGAACAUAUACAAAGUAUAUAGAGAAAUGUAGAAAGUACAAAGAAUUUUGUUACUUUGAAGUUAUUGUGCUAAUUUACAAGUGGUUUUGCACA